CUUAUGGAGCCAUUCAAAGAAGCUAGAGCUGAUGUCAUUACAGAGUUUAUAGAGGCUGCCAUACACUCUAUACUGUAUGUCAGAGGAGUUUACCCAGCAGCUAUUUUUAAACCCAGAAGAAAAUAUGGGACAACAGUACACAUGUGUUGUCAUGCCGAUAUUAAUCAAUAUAUAAUUAAGAGUCUAAAGACUGUCCACUCAUUACUACUAGAGGGGUCACUCAGGCUCGCCCCAAUCAAUAGAUGUUAUCAUAAUCAUGAGAUGAAAUACAAGAUUUUGGGCACUUCCUUAUCAUAAGCUAUAAUGA
Messenger RNA from Amphimedon queenslandica, 307 nucleotides. Its product is annotated as mitotic spindle assembly checkpoint protein MAD2B-like. The transcript is spliced from 5 exons. The record is from RefSeq and is a predicted model, not a curated record. Lineage: Eukaryota; Metazoa; Porifera; Demospongiae; Haplosclerida; Niphatidae. Gene Ontology annotation, cellular component: zeta DNA polymerase complex. Bases 4 to 297 code for a protein of 97 amino acids.